Messenger RNA from Glycine soja, 4162 nucleotides. RefSeq names its product probable disease resistance protein At4g27220. Bases 16 to 3885 code for a protein of 1289 amino acids. The transcript has 3 exons. The record is from RefSeq and is a predicted model, not a curated record. NCBI's taxonomy places the organism in Eukaryota, Viridiplantae, Streptophyta, Magnoliopsida, Fabales, Fabaceae. Gene Ontology annotation, molecular function: ADP binding.
GAUCAGGACUGUGAAAUGGGGGAGAUCGUUGUUUCCAUCAUAGCAAAGAUUGCAGAAUAUACAGUGGGUCCAAUUUUACACCAUGCUCGAUACUUGUGUUGUUUCAACAACUUUGCUGGGAAUCUUCCAAAUGCAAAAGAAGAUUUGGAAUUGACUCGAGACAGUGUAAAGAAACGAGUAAGAGAAGCCACUAACAGGACUGAAAAAAUCGAACCAGCAGUUGAGAAGUGGCUGAAAGAUGUUGAGAAAGUCUUACAAGAAGUGCAGACACUAGAAGGAAGGAUUUUGGAAGUACGCAAAAGUAUUUUCCGAAGUCAAUGCCAAUAUUUCCUUGCAAAAGAAAUCGCAAGAAAAAUAGAAAAAAUGACUCAGCUCAAUCGUGAUAGCAAGUUUGACCCAUUUUCUAGCAAGACUGAACUUCCAGGCAUGAAAUAUCAUUCUUUCGAAGAUUUUGUUCCUUUCAAAUCUACAGAAUCGACUUAUAAUGAGAUUUUGGAAGAGUUAAGUGAUAAAAGUUUUAUUAUGAUUGGACUACAUGGAAUGGGAGGGUCGGGAAAAACAACUUUGGUGAAAGAGGUGGGUAAGAAAGUUGAGGAGUUAAAACUUUUUGAGAAGGUUGUGAUGGCAGUGGUCUCUCAAACUCCAAAUAUUAGAAGCAUCCAAGAGCAAAUUGCUGAUAAGUUGGGUUUGAAAUUUGAGGAAAAUUCAGAGGAAGGUAGAGCACAAAGACUUUCAAAAAGAUUAAGUGAAGGCAAAACUCUUCUAAUCUUGGAUGAUGUAUGGGAAAAGUUAAAUUUUGAAGCUAUAGGUAUUCCAUUCAAUGAAAACAACAAGGGUUGUGGAGUACUUCUAACAACUCGAAGCAGAGAAGUAUGUACUUCUAUGCAAUGCCAAAGUAUAAUUGAGCUCCAUCUCUUAACUGACGAGGAAGCCUGGGAUUUGUUCCAAUUUUAUGCCAAAAUAACUGAUGACUCCUCAGCUGCUUUAAAAGGUGUGGCAACAAAAAUUGUUAAUCAAUGUAAGGGAUUGCCUAUUGCUAUUGUGACAUUAGGAAGCACACUAAGGGGGAAAACUUUAGAAGAGUGGGAGUUGGCAUUGUUAAGACUGGAAGAUUCUAAACCAUUGGAUAUUCCAAAAGGCUUAACAAGUCCUCAUGUUUGUCUUAGAUCAAGUUAUGAUAAUUUGACAAAUCAAUUAGCGAAAUCCUUAUUAUUGUUGUGUUCUAUAUUUCCAGAGGAUCACGAAAUUGAUUUGGAAGAUUUAUUUCGAUUUGGAAGAGGAUGGGGCCUAAUUGGGACUUUUGGAACUUUGGAGAAAUCAAGAAAGGAGAUGCAUGUAGCUAUUAAUAUCCUCAGGGAUUCUUGUUUGUUGUUGCAUACCAAAAUUAAAGAAAAGGUGAAAAUGCAUGACCUGGUUCGUGAUGUAGCCUUGUGGAUAGCAUCUGAAAGCGAUCGAGAAAUUUUGGCAGGUGCUGCAAUGGAUCCAACAAUCUUGGUACAGGGUGGUAACAUAAAAGAUAAGAAAGCAAUAUCCUUAUGGAAUUGGCGAAAUGGUCAGCUUCCUGAUGAUCAAUUGAAUUGUCCCAGACUUGAAAUUCUCUUGCUUCAUUCUCUAUAUGAUGGCUUUGAAGUAUCAAAUGCGUGUCUUGAAAGGUUGAAAAUGCUCAAAAUCCUAGCAUUCUUAGGAUCUGGUUACGAGUGGAUUGCAGAUUAUGCUGAAAGAAGUAAAACUUUGUUACUGCCACAGUCAUUUGAGUCAUUAAAAAAUCUUCAUACUCUGUGCUUGAGAGGUUAUAAAUUAGGUGACAUCUCCAUUUUGGAAAGCCUACAAGCACUUGAGAUUCUUGACUUGCGUUGGUCUUCUUUUGAAGAAUUGCCUAAUGGAAUUGUAGCAUUAAAGAAUUUGAAGCUUUUAGAUUUGUUCUGCUGUAAGAUUGAGAAAGAUAAUGCUUACGAGGUUAUUGGGGAAUGUUUGCAGCUAGAGGAAUUGUAUUUGUAUUUACUCCAAUCUAAAAAGAACUUUCCACAAAAUGCCAUAUUCUCAAGAUUGCGAAGGUAUGUUAUAAUACAAUUUACUAAAGAAUCUGAUCGAUACUUCUUCUUCUUCCAGUGGUCUUACUUUUUUAGAAAACAGAGACCAUCAAGAGUUUUAUGCAUAGAAGGUUUUAAUGCCUCAGUUCAAAGUUUUAUAUCAUUACCAAUCAAGGAUUUCUUUCAAAAAGCAGAGUACCUUGAAUUGAGGCACCUUAAGGGAGGUUACAAAAAUGUAAUCCCAUCCAUGGAUCCACAAGGCAUGAAUCACUUGAUUUUCCUAAUCCUCGAAUAUUGUCCAGAGAUAAAAUGCGUCUUUGAUGGUACCACAAUGCAAACUGAAGAUGCGUUCUCCAGCCUAGUCAUUUUACGCUUGUAUGAAUUGGAUAACCUUGAAGAAGUGUUUCAUGACCCCUCUUCCAGAUGCUCUCUCAAAAGUUUAGAAGAGCUAACCCUAGAGAGUUGUAGACAAUUGUACAAUAUUUCCUUUCCCAAGAACUCAAAGCUAUGCCAUCUCAAGUCCUUGAGAAUAUAUAAUUGCCCGAUGCUAACUUGUAUCUUCUACCCAUCCAUUGUCCAAACUCUAGAGCUGCUAGAAGAAGUGAGAAUAUCUGAAUGCUAUGAAUUGAAGCAGAUGAUAGAAGAAGUGGAAGAAGGGAGUGUUGAUUAUGUUAGCAGUCAAAGUCAUACCUCUUUGAUGCUCCCAAAAUUAAGGACACUUACUAUUCAUGGAUGUCGCAGCUUGAAAUAUAUAUUCCCUAUGUGUUAUGCUCAUGGGCUAGCAAGUUUGGAAAAACUUGACAUUGGAUUUUGUGAUAAGUUGAAGUAUGUAUUUGGCAGUGAAAAGGAACAUGAUCUUAGAGUGUACCAGCACCAGAGUCAUCCUCAGACUAAUAUUCACAUCAAUUUGGGAGCUCUAUGGUUGAAUGACUUGCCGAAUUUGGUUGAGAUUUGGCCUAAAUAUUUUGAUCCACAUUUACCAAAUUUGAAAGAGCUACGAUGCUAUUAUUGUCCAAGACUGCCUGACUCUUGGGUGCGUAGGGUGAUGAUUAUUGAUUCAGAUCUGCAACAAGACUCAACUGCAACGGAGAAGGAAUUACUAUGCUCGGUUACCACCACAUUCAACCAAUUAUCCGAUCAAGUGCUUUCUUCUAAACUUACACAUCUUCAAUUGCAUGGUCUUGGAGUAAAAGGUCUUUUCCAAUUCCAAAUCAGAGAACAUGGGAGCAACAGAGAACUUGCUCCUUUAAACUUGGAUCUAAUUUAUGCUGAAUUGAGUGAUCUACCUGAGCUCGAGUUCAUAUGGAAGGGCCCCACAAAUUUUCUAAGCCUCCAUAUGCUUAAGUGGAUUUUUGUGCUUGAAUGUCCAAAAUUGAAAACCAUCUUCUCCCCUACCAUUGUUAGAAGCUUACCAAUGCUGAGAUCACUGCAUAUAAUUGAUUGUGAGAAAUUGGAACAAAUAUUUGAUUCAGGUGAUGCACAAAGCCUAUAUACUUGUUCACAACAAGUGUGCUUCCCAAAUCUCGAGGAUAUUUGUGUCAAAAAGUGCAACAAGUUGAAAUACCUUUUUCAUAAUUUUGUGGCUGGUCACUUUCACAAUCUGACCUUGUUGGAGAUAGCAGACUGCUCUGAGUUACAGAAGGUUUUUGCUUUUGAAUGUGAAACUGAUGACGAUGGUCAAGAAGGGAUUGUUAAGGGUGGAGAAAAUGUACUACUACAUAACCUGCGAACUAUAACACUCUGCAGUUUGCCAAACUUUAAAGAGAUUCACCAUGGAUUCAAGUUAAAAGAUGAUGUUACGCGACAUGACAUAAAUGAUUGUCCUAAAUAUUCUCCAAGUUUAUAUCUAUACUGACUAUACACAGUAGAGAAGAGUAAAGAAUGAGCAUCAAGCAAGGCGUAAGAGUGUAUGAGUAUGCGGAAGAGAAAGAUGAAGACUAAAGACUCCAUUCUGCUGCCUUACUCACUUUGUGUUCUUUACUCCAUUGUGAUGACUUAAUUUGUACUUUUUAAAUUAACUUCAUUGGAGGAUUAAUUCCAUGCUUGCUUUUUAUUCUUUAUUUUAUUAUUUGGUGAGCUUCUUUCUAGACUUGUUUUAGUUUUUAGAGUUGGAUUUCACUGGUAGUUUGUUA